AUGUCCUCACCUUCCACUUGCGUACCUCCUGGUCCACGCGAACCAGAUUUUGCUGGUCUUGCCAAUACCUCGGGUAUACCACCCUUCUUCAUGAAUCGAUCAACUUCCGAUAGGUGGGAGAUGAAACCUCCUUUACCACUAUCCCAAUCGAGAGCCUACGUAUCGCCGGAUACUUCACCAUUGGAAGAGAGGUUCGAGAAUAACCAGCAAAGUGAUAGUGUAUCACCUACCGAUGUGGGAUUACAGUCCUCAUUAUCGAAUCAUCCUAGAGAAUUUCCUCAUCCUGGUAGACCACCUUUAUUACCUUCUGAAACUAUACUUUCCCAACAGCAACCACAACAGCCCUGCAAUAGAUACUUCACCAACCCUAUUCAUCUUCAAGCUGGGUUCUGGCAACAUACUGGAAACGAUCAACAUGAUCCAUGGUUCAAUCCCCUUAUGUUACCUCAGACGAAUAAGCAGAAGAAAAAUAAAGGUCAGAAGAAGGUGGAAGGGAAACAACCGACUUUCUUGACUAAGCUUUUUGGGAUUCUGGAACAACCGGAGUAUCACCAUAUCAUGCGAUGGGACGAAACAGGCGAAGCGAUCAUUAUCGAAAACCCAGAAGAACUAGCUGAGAAGAUACUGCCGGUCGUCUAUCGUCAAAGUAGAUUUGCUAGUUUCUCGCGACAGUUGAACAUAUACGGUUUCAAUCGUAAGUUGAGCUUACGGCAUGUCGAGAGGGGAAUAUGUGAUCCAGAUGCCAGUACAUGGUCUCACCCAUUCUUAAAGAGGCAUUCGUCGAAAGCUGAAAUCCUCUCUUUUAAACGACGAGUACCACCUCGACCUACCCAAGCGCAAAAGCGACGAAUGAGUCUGCAGGAAGAAGGUCUAUCACCUACAUCCUCAGAGCACAGCGUGGAGUUCCACUCACCGCCAGACGCAUAUCAACAUCAUCUUCUUCCCGAUGUAGAAGAAGACAAACCAUUUAUAUUCCCUCAUCCGAGAGGUUCCUAUAUACCCCAAGGUCCUAUGGGAUAUCAUGGAACUUUCCAGGCUCACGCACCACCUCCAGAGUAUCAUGCGUAUGAGCAGGAUUCUCCUACCGCGUUUGAGUUUGAUUAUUCUACACCUGGAGAAGCCGGUGGUCAAAGUCCGACAAUUCCAUACCCUCAACAGCGGCCAUUCGAUAUGCUUAAGAUCCAGCCAUUGACCCAUUCUAACCACACUGAUCAGCGAUCGAACUAUGACUUCGGACCUCAAUCUGCACCUGCCAAUACAACUGCUUGUCCUAUCGAUAUCAAGGUUAUUCAACAACAUACGAGAACUCGAAGUGUACAGGGUGAACCACCCUCUGCGAUGUUAUAUUCACCUUCUUCACCUUUGAAUCCCUCGUCAUGGCUAAUCGGUACAGGUACUGGUGAUGUCCCUGAACCUCAAGCACAUCAACAACAACGGAUGAAGAAAGAAGAAAGUAACAGUCCGACUAGUCUACCACAAAGACAACUUGGAGGAUACGCACCUCAAGGUCAGAACAUCAUGAAUACCAAUAAUCAUCAACCCGCUUGGUGGGAUGACAAGAGAGGGGAUAAUAGUUAUACUACAGAGUAUGGCAAUUCUCCUCAAUCAUUACCAAACGAUUUCGAACUUGGCUCAGGAUCGAGUAAUUCACUUAUCCUACCUCAGAUUCAAACCCAACUACCACCCACAGGAAUCAAUCAGUCACAGUCGUUGAGCAUCUUAUCGCCUGAUUCACCUACGACGAUUUCACCUGGAGUAUAUCAACCUGGAUUUUCAUUCCCACCUUCACUUAGAAGUAGAUCAUACCAUGCUCACACUCCAACUUCAUCGUUUGGUAAGAUCUCCACGAGUACUCGCCAGGAAAGAAGAGCUACUCUAUCUUCUUCUACUGCUCCAUAUUCAUGUACCAGUCCUCGAAAUAAGGUAUCAUCGUUAUUGUCGUCGACUCUUAUUGGUGGAAAUAGGACUAUAGCUAGUAGAAGAGGUUCGGAAGCUCAUAGUUCGGCAUUAGGUCUGAGGUUGGACGGUAUAGACAGGAAAGAUGGGGAAAACGGAGAUGAUGAUGAGGAGAAUGAAGCGUUGCCUAGUGCGAGUAUAAAGUUUGAGGAUAAACAUCCUUUUGAAGGAAUAUUAGGUGGCGAGGAGAUUGUGGAUUGA
Messenger RNA from Kwoniella botswanensis, 2157 nucleotides. RefSeq lists its product as uncharacterized. The record is from RefSeq and is a predicted model, not a curated record. Bases 1 to 2157 code for a protein of 718 amino acids. Gene Ontology annotation, molecular function: sequence-specific DNA binding; DNA-binding transcription factor activity. NCBI's taxonomy places the organism in Eukaryota, Fungi, Basidiomycota, Tremellomycetes, Tremellales, Cryptococcaceae. Gene Ontology annotation, biological process: regulation of DNA-templated transcription. The transcript is spliced from 6 exons.